This is a messenger RNA of Sphaerodactylus townsendi, 565 nucleotides long. RefSeq names its product BLOC-1 related complex subunit 8 (gene BORCS8). The coding region runs from base 92 to 412 and encodes 106 amino acids. Gene Ontology annotation, cellular component: BORC complex. The transcript is spliced from 4 exons. The record is from RefSeq and is a predicted model, not a curated record. Lineage: Eukaryota; Metazoa; Chordata; Lepidosauria; Squamata; Sphaerodactylidae.
CACGUGGCCCCCGGAAGUACCGCGCAUUUUGGUUUCCGGCCCGGCUUCGACCCCCGCUGCCUCUCAGUCCGAUUCUCACUCGCUGGACACCAUGGAGGAGCCCGAAAUGCAGCUCAAAGUGAAGAAAGUAACAGACAAGUUUACAGAGAGCAUGUACGUCUUGGCCAAUGAACCCUCCGUUGCUUUGUAUCGGCUUCAAGAGCACGUCAGACGGUCCCUCCCAGAAUUGGCUCAGCAUAAGACUGACAUGCAGAGCUGGGAAGAGCAGAGCCAAGGAGCCAUCUAUACUGUGGAGUACGCCUGCAGCGCCAUCAAGAACAUGAAGGACAGCUGUGUUUAUUUCAAGAGCAUUGACGGGUUGCUUCGGAACGCCAUUGCAGUGAAAGAGCAGCUGAAUUCUGCCCGCAGGUAGCUCCAGACAGCUGCCUGCAGGAAAGCCUCUUGACCCCCCCGCCCCCCCCCCCCCCCGGUUAUGUACAGUCAGUGCAAAAGCGGCAACCACGGCUCUGCUGUGUUCAUCCUCUCAUUUUGUUUUUGUAAAUUAUUAAACAUUUUGAAGAACUGA